CCCUAUCUUUACCAGCGCUUUAGCCUCGCUCUUCAGCAAAUGGGACCUUCCAGUUUUCACGCUGCCUUUCAAUUUGGCCCUGAGCCUGUUCCUAGGGGCCACCGGUCACUAUAAUCCUUUCUUCCCUACGACACUGAUAGAACCGACCACCUUUUUGCCCAACAACUCUUGGUCUGACGUUCAAGUGACUAUGCUCCUGAGGUCUAUCCCAGUAGGAAUCGGGCAGGUCUACGGUUGCGAUAACCCUUGGACUGGUGGCAUCAUCAUGUUGGCUCUUUUCCUCUCAUCCCCUCUCAUCUUCAGCCAUGCUGUGAUUGGCUCAGCGGUUGGAGUACCUGCAGCUCUGAGUCUGGCUUCCCCUCUGAAUAAAAUUUACGCCGGGUUGUGGAACUACAACAGCUGCCUCUCCUGCAUUGCCAUCGGCGGGAUGUUCUACGCCCUCACCUGGCAGACAUUUGUGUUGGCGGUCACUUGCGCUUUUUUUACCGCCUACGUGGGAGAAGCGAUGAGCCGUAUUUUUUCCGUGUUUGGGCUUCCAGUUGGGACCUGGCCCUUCUGCUUAUCUUCACUCACCUUCCUGCUCUUAACCACCAACAACGAGGCCAUCUUCAAGCUGCCUUUGUCCAAAGUCACCUAUCCCGAAGUCAACCGGGCAUAUUACAUCGCGAGAAAGAAGCCGUGCCCUGAAACCAUUUGUGACAAAGUGUGA
This is a messenger RNA of Protobothrops mucrosquamatus (brown spotted pit viper), 709 nucleotides long. RefSeq names its product urea transporter 2-like. Gene Ontology annotation, cellular component: membrane. Gene Ontology annotation, biological process: urea transmembrane transport. The annotation marks the transcript as partial. Gene Ontology annotation, molecular function: urea transmembrane transporter activity. The record is from RefSeq and is a predicted model, not a curated record. The transcript has 5 exons. Lineage: Eukaryota; Metazoa; Chordata; Lepidosauria; Squamata; Viperidae.